Rhinocladiella mackenziei CBS 650.93 is the source of this 2823-nucleotide messenger RNA. RefSeq lists its product as uncharacterized. The transcript is spliced from 2 exons. Gene Ontology annotation, molecular function: 1-phosphatidylinositol-3-kinase activity. Gene Ontology annotation, cellular component: cytoplasm; phosphatidylinositol 3-kinase complex, class III, type I; phosphatidylinositol 3-kinase complex, class III, type II. Gene Ontology annotation, biological process: phosphatidylinositol-3-phosphate biosynthetic process; autophagy of peroxisome; phosphatidylinositol-mediated signaling. Lineage: Eukaryota; Fungi; Ascomycota; Eurotiomycetes; Chaetothyriales; Herpotrichiellaceae. The record is from RefSeq and is a predicted model, not a curated record. Bases 1 to 2823 code for a protein of 940 amino acids.
AUGGAUACAUACACAUUCGCAACAUCGCCUCAGAUCGAUUUUCCAGUCUGUGUGAAGAUUAAUACCCUGGAAGGCAGACAGACUCCGGUUCCGUAUUCUAUCUUGCUCAAACAUCCGGAGAUCCGCCACAUAGGCUCAGUUCAAAGUCCUACUUCAGAGCUCUACGUAACCGCUCAAAUAUGGGCCGAAUCCAAGCCGUUGGGAGUAUCUAUGCAAACACCCCAUAUCUUUUUUAAGAACAGCCGAACUUGGAACAAGUGGCUGGAACUUCCGGUACAGAUCAAGGACUGUCCAAUUUCCUCACAAAUCGCCAUUACUAUCUGGGACAUUUCUCCAUGCCCGAACAACGGUAGCAUCGACCACAGUGUGCCAUUUGGGGGAACCACGAUUCCUCUGUUCGACAAUGACGGUACUCUACGGAAAGGUCGGCAAAAGUGUAAAGUCUAUCGACACAAAGUUGCUGAUGGUCAACUCCCCUCAAGUACUCCGCAUAUUCUGAAACCGAAAAGACGAAAACGAAAUGAGGAACUCCCUCCCGUCAUUCCAGAGGAAGAGGAACUCGAAAGACUUGAGCAGCUUUUCAAGAAACAUGAAAUGAAUGAGAUCCCACAAAACGACUGGCUUGAUCAAUUGGUUUUCCAGACAGUGGGCAAGAAAGCACGGGAAGUGGAUGAAGCGGCGAGGAAACGCUCCGCCCUGAACAAGGCUUCCAAACGAAAAGCGUCUGAGGCCGAAUCGAGAGGCAUUCAGAAUGGAGUUGUCGAUGGCCAGGCCGAGUCGGAUCAAGAAAGUGGUCCAGAUGACGAGACGGAUGAUGAGCACUUUACCCUGUACAUUGAUUUUCCGCGAUGGGACUUUCCGGUCAUUUUCGAGGACCAUCAAUAUGAACCUUCAAAAUUGAUGAAAGAGUUUCAAAGCACCCCUUCGGCCUCUCUUGUCGGAGCAAAACCUCCACCCGAAGUCCGAUAUGGUCCUGGCAUAGCAGCCAGGACAUCAGUUGUCGAUGACGAGGAUUAUCCUCUCGUCCAAAUUUUCGACCCCGAACAGUUCCAGCGGGAAAAUCCCUGCGAAACCAAACAUCGCCGUCUCGUCCGCAGCGACAGAAAUGCGUAUUUCGACAGUGACCAGAAGCCGAAUGCGAAAUUGAGGGACGAACUCAACGAGAUUCUCUCCUAUGGACCUACUCAAGAGCUGAGUCCACAAGAGAAGGAUGUCGUUUGGACGUUCCGACGUCAUUUGAGUCGUGACAAACGGGCUCUGACGAAAGUGGUCAAAGCUACAGACUGGAGCAAUCCGAACGAAGCUCGACAAAUGGCAGAGCUGAUUCCGAGAUGGGCCAAAAUCGACGUCGAUUCGGCUCUGGAACUUCUUGGUCCCACGUAUGACAGCCCUGUUGUUCGAGCCUAUGCCGUCGACCGACUCCGGCAAGCCGGUGAUGCUGAGCUACAGCUGUAUCUUCUUCAACUUGUUCAAGCCUUGAAGUUUGAGAAGCACGAUAAGCAGGAGGAAGGCCUGCCGGCUUCAUCCUUGGCGAAAUUUCUCAUUGACCGUGCUGUGAACAACUUUAUCCUGGGGAAUUAUUUGCACUGGUUUUUGAUGGUUGAGUGCGACGACCAGGGUCCGGAUUCCAACGCCGCAAAUCGAAAACUGUUUGCUAGAGUGGAGUACUAUUUCAUGGUGGAGCUGGAGGAGCGUGAUCCGGAGCAGCGCAAAACGUUGUUGAGACAAGCUGAAAUGAUCGCGGUUCUAUCAAGAAUCAGCAAGGAAGUUGGAUUCAGUCGGAGCAAUCGGAUACACAAGAUCGAGUUACUCAAGAAAUACCUGGCCGAUCCCAAGAACGACCUGAUCAAAAUCGAACCCCCAAUCCCUCUACCCCUGGACCCAGAGAUCGAGGUAAGCGGGAUUUAUCCCGAAGAAGCCAGUGUUUUCAAAUCAUCGUUGUCGCCGUUGCUUCUUAAUUUCAAAAUUGCCGGCAAAACCGAUGGUUCAAGCUCUUCGGCACCGGGUCGACCACAAUCUCGGGGGAAAUAUCCCAUUAUUUUUAAGACCGGAGACGACCUCCGACAAGACCAGCUGGUCAUACAGAUUAUCACGUUAAUGAACAACCUGCUUCUCAAGGAAAAUCUUGAUCUCAAACUUACCCCUUAUCGCAUUCUCGCCACCUCGCCGUCCGCCGGGGCCGUUCAAUUUAUUCCAUCAACAGCGAUUUCGGCCAUCUCUGCAAAAUACAAGGGAUCCGUGCUCGCCUAUCUACGGGCCAACAAUCCUGAUGCGUCGGGGCCUCUCGGGGUCCGCAAAGAGGCCAUGGACACCUAUAUCAGAUCAUGUGCUGGAUACUGCGUAAUCACUUACAUUCUCGGUGUGGGUGAUCGUCAUCUCGACAAUCUCCUCCUCCAACCGUCCGGACACUUCUUCCACAUCGACUUUGGCUUCAUCCUCGGACGUGAUCCGAAACCCUUUGCUCCCCUUAUCAAACUCUGCAAAGAGAUGGUGGAAGGUCUAGGCGGAACAACAUCUCCGCAAUAUGCUCAGUUCAAGCAACAUUGUUUCACCGCAUAUACAACCCUGCGCAAAUCCAGUUCUCUGGUCUUGAAUCUAUUCAGUUUGAUGGUGCAGAGCUCGGUCCAGGAUGUCAGGCUGGUAGAAGAGCAGAUGGGAGGUAUUGGAGGUGCUGUGGGCAAAGUGAGAGAGAGGUUUAAUCUCGAUGUCAGUGAAGAAGAGGCUGUAAGGUUGUUGGAUCAGGUGUUGGCUGACAGUGUCAACGCUGUGUUUGGGGUGGUCAUUGAUCGACUGCAUGAGUUUGUUCAGGGCUGGAGAGCUUGA